This is a messenger RNA of Ceutorhynchus assimilis (cabbage seed weevil), 1965 nucleotides long. The record is from the annotation of a GenBank genome assembly. Lineage: Eukaryota; Metazoa; Arthropoda; Insecta; Coleoptera; Curculionidae.
AUGGAUCAUGGUCUAAGCGAUCAUAUCGAAAUAACUAUAACGCAAGUUCUGGAACUAAGAACCGGAAUAGAAAGUGCUUUAAAAUAUUACAUAGGAAACAAUGACAUUUCCUACCAACAAAAGCUAGAAUAUUUUCGGAAAGACCUCGAGAACUCUACAUAUCAUAUAUUCGGCAAACACGACAAUUGUGUAGAAUACUUCUGCAAGAUAAAAAAUAGCCAACUGCCAAAUUUGGUUACAGCAAUGAGCGAAUGUGGUCUUUUAGAAGAUAUUAAAGGUUGUGUAAAUCGUCUAAAAUUCCACAGUGAAAGUUUAAUGAAAAAUUUGAAUAAUAACUCCGCAGAAUAUUUCAAUGCGCUAGUGGCAAAGCUUGCUGGAGGUAAAAGAAUCAACUUUUUCAAAAGAGGUGGUUAUAGCGGAAGAUGCUUUGCUGCUGCGACAUCAUAUAAUUCAAGAGGAAAUUUAUUGCAUGUGGUACACAAAAAAAUCACAGGGAGAAGCCCCGGAACAUUUACCACGCGAUUAUUAAAAAGGCGCGAAAAUUCCAGAACUAAGGUAAGACCAAAAAAAAGGAAGCUAUUUACCGUGCAAGAGGCUGACGCAGAGUAUGGUUUGGAAGCAUCGAAACCAAAAAUUGAGAUCGAAAGCACUGAGAUGGAAAAAUUAAAAGACCAAUAUUUGGAAGAAUUGAGAAUCGCAUCAUCGGAAGAAGUAUUCUCGUCUACAAUUAAUCAAAGUUUGUCACAAGCUUGGUUCUUAGAACGAAGAAAACGCUUGACAGCAUCAAAUUUUGGCAGAAUCUGUAACUUGAGGGCUACAACUGACAAACAAAAAGUUGCUAAGAGCAUAUUAAGCCCAACAUUUCAAGGAAAUCGUUACACGGAGUACGGUAUCGCAAAUGCAAAUGAGCUUAAAGCUAUUGCGCAAUUGGAACAGAUGGUUUUCACAAAAAUUAACAAAUCGGGAUUAUUUGUCAGUAAAGAUUAUCCAUUCCUGGCAGCUUCUCCAGAUGGUCUUCUGGAAAAUGAUGGACUAGUGGAAAUUAAAUGUCCAUUUGUAGCAAGAAAUUCAACACCUGAGCAAGCCAUUGAAUCAAAGACAAUAAAAUUUGCUCACCUUGAAAAUGGAAAUCUGGGAAACGAUGCUGUUCUUGACCAAAACAGUGAAUCUCAAGAUCCUGCUGUAAUCAUUGUAGAUGAUCCUCAACCCGAACCAAUUAAAAUGCCUCCACUAAUUAUUAUUAAAAAAAGUCAAAAACUAUCCAUUCCUCGAUCCACUCCAUUCAUUUCGGCUAUACCCUCCACAUCUACCAUGCAAGAAAAUUUUGUUCCAAACACCACAAUACACACACAGAUAUUUUUGCCACACCCUCUACUUCUGAGGCUGGUAAGACAAAAUGGAAGGACAAGAAAUGCUUGUGAGGAUGAGAUUAUGAGAGGCAUUAAAAAGUUUCUAGUCAAGGCUAAAGAGAGAGUUCUGAAUAAGCAAAAAAGCGAUGAAGUCUUAAACCUUGUGGCAAACAAACUUCAGGAUCAAGGCAAAUAUUCAGCUUUCGGCCGGAACGUAGCUACAGAACUUCAGGAACUUUACCCCGAGAUGGCCAUACAUUUCAAAAAAUUUAUCAAUGAAGCAAUCUUUCGACCACCAAUUGGAAAAUUAAACGAAACAUCAAAAAUCGUAAUAGAUAGAGCCCCAACAUUUUUGCAAUAUGACCACCACGCCCGGGGUAGUCUGCCCAUUGAAACUGAAGUUAGAAGAUCGAGAGUAGAGGCAGCCAAUAAACCCUCACAACGCAUUGGGGAAUAUACGACAACUUCUCGUACAAUGGACACUUUUCCGUAUAACCAUCAGGAGCUCAGUCUGCCCAUCGAAACUGAAGUUGUAAGACCGACAGGAGAAGCAACCAGUGAUCGCUCAUUACGCCUUGGGGAAUAUUUUGCACAAUAUAACUUUGAAGAAUAUUGA